This is a messenger RNA of Gryllus bimaculatus (two-spotted cricket), 915 nucleotides long. NCBI's taxonomy places the organism in Eukaryota, Metazoa, Arthropoda, Insecta, Orthoptera, Gryllidae. The record is from the annotation of a GenBank genome assembly.
AUGCCAAAGGAAGUGGAUGAAUUCUUCAGAAGCAUAGUUCGAGAUGUCCUGGCUGACCGAGAGAAGAAAAAUACCACAAGAAACGACUACAUUCAAAAUCUCAUUUACUUAAAGAAGAAGGCCGAGGAAACCGGAGGAAGUUAUACCGAAGAAGACAUCACGGGCCACGCAGUGACGUUCAUGACGGACGGGUUCGAAACUUCGUCCAUCACCAUGGGGUUCACCAUGCACCACCUCUCGCAGAACCCGCACAUUCAAGAGGCUCUGUGGAAGGAGGUGACGAAGGCCAGGGAAGAGAACCAAGGCCAACUGCCUUUCGAGGUGCUGAUGGAGUUACCUCUGCUGGACCAAGUCAUUCACGAGACGCUUCGCCUGCACCCGCCGCUGAUGGCCAUGGAGAAGGUGUGCACCGCGCCCACCACGCUGCGCGCGUCCGACGGCACGGAGGUGCACGCGCCGCGCGGGCUGCUGUGCGUGGUGCCGCUGCUGGGGCUCCACAAGGACCCGCGCUACUUCCGCGACCCCGAGCGCUUCGACCCGGACCGCUUCUCGCCCGGCCGCAAGAGCGACAUCCACAAGUAUGCGGUUUGCCCUGCAGCAGAUCAAACUCGGCCUCGCGUCCAUAGUGGAGAACUUCGUGAUCAAGACGACGCCCAGGACGCCGAAAGUGAUCGAGCAAGACCCCACGUACUUCCUGGCGUGCGCGAAGGAUGGGUUGUGGGUGCGGUUCGAAGAAAGGAAAUCUGCACGCUAAAGAACGAUACCAAAACGUUUGUGAAGGAAAAAAGAACAUGCUUCGCAUGGUGAGAAGAGAGAUUGAUCAUCGAGUGUACUCAGGACAAAUAAUAAUUCACGUUUGUGAUUCAAACAUAGCAAAUUAAAAUCGAUAAUGUUAGAUCUGCGAAAAUUUUGUGC